Molecule: messenger RNA, 843 nt
Organism: Penicillium concentricum
Lineage: Eukaryota; Fungi; Ascomycota; Eurotiomycetes; Eurotiales; Aspergillaceae
Product: ferric reductase-like transmembrane domain-containing protein
Exons: 1
Coding region: 1-843 (280 amino acids)
Biological process (GO): iron ion transport; intracellular iron ion homeostasis; copper ion import
Cellular component (GO): plasma membrane
Molecular function (GO): ferric-chelate reductase activity
Source: RefSeq, a predicted model, not a curated record
AUGUCGUGGCCGUACCAUUUUAUUUCUCUCUCCGAAAGCGACAAGCUGCAUCGCAGGGAGCUGCUUGAUCUUCGAGGCUAUUACGCACAAUGGUCAGUUAUUAUUGUCAUCGUCGCCAUUCGGAUUUUUCGCUUUGCUACAAGAUCAACCGUUAAGCGGGAUGGCCCGGUUUCUGGAAACCCCCGACGGUAUCUUGUCUGCGGGCUGUGGCUAUUAUGGCUUUUAGGCCUUUCGAUAUGGAACAGUGGUGAUGGUAUGUCUUCAUCUCCCGGUAGCUUUGAGGAACCAGCUAACAUGCUAGACUACCUCCAUUUGACCAAAGCUUUGGGCCAGGUUGGCCUGUCCCAACUGCCACUGCAGGUUCUGAUGUCUCCGGCAAACAUCUCUCAACCGGCAGCCUCAUCUGUGCUGUCUGUUCUUACCGGUAUCCCUCAGCGAGCGUUGACACCGUACCACCGUCUCUUUGGUCGGGUGGUUGUCUCUCUCCUGCUGGCUCAUGCCGCGCUGUAUACACUGUUCUUCGUGCAAUCCAGUCAUCCUGAAUUUGGUAUAUUGCUCUUCAAGCGAGUCCAAGAUUUGGAUGUUCAAUGUGGGAUGGCCGCGAUAUUCUCGGCCGUGCUGCUCGUUCUCUUCGUGCGGCCUGCUUCCCAGAAGGGACUCCAGAGUUGGCUUGUUCAGGGCACCAUUCAAGAACGCAGGAAGAUUUUUUACUUUGGUCAUGUGUCUUUGGUGGUAUUGUUGUGCGUCGCGGCCUACUCUCAUGUUAAGCAGGCACAGAAGUACAUGCUGCAGACUUUAGCAGCUUCUGUGCUCAAUUGGGUAUGCUCUUGGUUGCUGCGUUAG